Messenger RNA from Colletotrichum karsti, 2256 nucleotides. Its product is annotated as FHA domain-containing protein. The coding region runs from base 1 to 2256 and encodes 751 amino acids. Gene Ontology annotation, molecular function: protein binding. Gene Ontology annotation, cellular component: cytoplasm. NCBI's taxonomy places the organism in Eukaryota, Fungi, Ascomycota, Sordariomycetes, Glomerellales, Glomerellaceae. The record is from RefSeq and is a predicted model, not a curated record. The transcript has 2 exons.
AUGACUGCCGUCGCGAGCCCCCCUAGCUUCCAGCAACUCAACCGACCGGGAUGGAACGUUAAUGGCGGCCAAAGUCUGAAUUCGAUGAAUCCAGAAGACGUCAGAGGCAUGUUCAUGCCGCGAAAAACGCUCCAGCGAAGCAACUCUUCCUCCUCCGUCUCAUCCACAUCCUCCAACUCGUCCACGACCACCGUUGCUACCAAUAGCUCUCAACCAAAUGGCACCCCGGCUUCUACAAACUCAGACAUGAGCUCCUGGAGCACCGCGUCCAGGAAGCGACCCCAGCCCAAGGGCCCCUGGCCUGCCGGCAAACCAGAAGGACAGGCCGAGUUCGGCAGGCCUGUCAUGCGCUCCCAGAUGAAUGGCGUCAACGGCGCGACGUCGUUGCAACAGGCACCUGGUCAGCCGCAGAUGAUGCCGCAGCAGGGACUUGGGGCCAGGCCCAUGGGUGAUCCGAUGCCCAACGGCCAACCCGUGCUUUACUUGCUGUCUUUGAAUGGCACUUUUGAGCGCAAGACUAUCUCGGUUCCUUACUACCCCGAGAGCCUCCGGAUCGGUCGCCAAACCAACCAAAAGACUAUCCCUACUGCGGUCAAUGGCUACUUCGACAGCAAAGUGCUCUCCAGGCAGCAUGCCGAAAUUUGGGCGGACCGUAUGGGCAAGAUCUACAUUAGAGAUGUCAAAUCCUCAAACGGUACAUUCGUCAAUGGUACGCGCCUUUCGCAAGAGAACCGCGAAUCCGAACCGCACGAACUGCAGACUGGAGACCAUCUCGAACUGGGUAUCGACAUCGUGAGCGAGGAUCAGAAGACUGUCGUCCACCACAAGGUUGCCGCCAAGGUGGAACAUUCGGGAUUCAUGACCCCUUCUAGCAAUGUUAUGGACAUGAGCUUUGGGGAUUUGGAUCCUGCCAACGGUAAUAUGAUGAUGCCGUCACCUCAGGCGGCGCCGUAUCGCGGGAGGACGGGUAGCAACGCGUCGAUGGCUAGUAAUGGACGGAUUAUGCAGCCUCAGCCGAUGGCUGGCAUGCCGGCGAACGGUGGAGCUGCUCGUGGGUUUCUGUUGACGCCCAUUACCACGGAGCACAUUGUGAAAAGGCUACACAACGAGAUGAGAAGCGCGCGUCUGCAAUCUCAAGAUCUUACCCGCACAGGCCAGUUCAUCGGCGCUCUUCUCGGCAAAGAGGACGUUAAGGACCUCGACAAGCCGGAGGUACCUGAGCCUCAAAAACAGCUCCCCAACGGCAACGGUAUGCCAUACCGUCCCGACGGAAAGACGAGAUUCUCAGACCCUCCCGCUCCUCCACCCCAGCAACCUCUCCCCGAGAAACCCGAUGUGCCAUCCUUGAAGCGAGGCACAACCGAACGACCGAAGGCGCACUCCGCAGCCAACAGUACCACUUCGCCUGUCGGACGCGAUAACCUACAUCAAAUCAUUCAACUGACCGAGGCGUUGAACAAUGCUAAAAAGGACUUGGACACGCAGACUGCCCGGAUUCGCGAUUUGGAGGAUAUGCUUCGCAAAGAACGCGAGGCUAGAGAGCUAGCGGAAGAUAUGGCCAAGAUUCUUGAGGACAGCGCCAUGACGAAGGAGGCGAACGGCGCGCCCAAGGAGCACGACACGGAAACCCUUUUGGAUGAAGCAUUCGAGCCCCCGCGUGAAGCUUCCGACAACCAAGACGUGGAGAUGACGGACGCCGAGCCCGUUCCCAGGGAGCCAGCACCGGAAAGCGCCGAAGAGGUUGCUGCCCGUUUCCAAUCCAAGAUCGAUACCAUGAUGUCGGAGAUGAGCGAUCUGAAGCAGCAAAUGGAAUCUUGGAGGCAAAGAUGCGACAAGGCCGAGUCGGAGCGGGACGCGGACCGCAAAACACUUGCUGAGAUGAUUGCUCAAAUCCGGAGGGACGAGGAGGUCCGGCAGGCUGCGGCAGAGGAGAGGGCCCGCUCACGGUCACGAGGACGACGCAACGGCAGCGCAGGACCUCAAAAGUCAACGUCUGUUGUGCAGACGGACGGUUCUGAUGAAUCAACACCAGCCGCCACUCAGGCCGGGUCCUCUCCGGAGGAUCUCAGCGACAAGCCGACGCUUUCACGCGCCAACACCAUCACGCCGCUUACCAUACCACCAGGCAAGCUGGCCAAGGACCAGGCACUCAUGGCUGGGGUUCCCUACGCAUCUAUGCUAGGUGUGGUGAUUUUAGGUAUGGGCCUGAUGGCGUAUAUCAACGGCUGGCAGCCCGAGCCGGCUCCCCGUCACUGA